Messenger RNA from Polistes canadensis, 1188 nucleotides. Its product is annotated as zinc finger protein 706-like. The transcript is spliced from 3 exons. Bases 593 to 826 code for a protein of 77 amino acids. NCBI's taxonomy places the organism in Eukaryota, Metazoa, Arthropoda, Insecta, Hymenoptera, Vespidae. The record is from RefSeq and is a predicted model, not a curated record.
CAUCUUAUUGUAUAUUGCUGAAUGAAAUACUAUAUGCGAAAAAACUAAAGCAAAUAUAUCUUGAUUUUUUUCUGCAACUUUAAUGAUUUCUUUUAAAAACGUCCAAUAAUAAUAGUAACAUUGAGAAGAAUUAACAGUGUUAUUGAAAAAAGGAGAAAAUUAAGGCCAAAAGAAAAAAAAAAGAAAGAAAAUAAAUAAAUAAAGAGAUCAAGAAAGAGAUCGUGAAUUGUCUCUUCGUGGUCUUUCUUAAUACUUUGUAGCGCAUCCGCGUUUCACGAUUCUCUGGAUUAAUUUACAUUUGUGUAAGUAAAAGUAUAUGCGUAUGUAUAUACAUACUUACUCGUUUCUACGAGACCAUCGGAAAACGUGUACACUUUCGAAGAGAUCUGUUAAAGAAUUAUUUUCGAUAAUUUUUCUUUCUAUCCGAUCUUAUUCUAAAUUUGGCUAAACAAAAUUAAGCGAUAUAAUAUCGUGUCGUGAAAAUAUCUUCCUAAAAGAGAUCUCUGCCAUUUGUUUUCUCUUAAACGAAUAAUUUUGACUUUAUCAACGAAGAAAGGAACAUAUUCAAUACGUUCAUUUUAAUUUUGGCAGAAUGGCACGAGGACAACAAAAAAUACAAUCCCAAGCAAAAGCAGCAGAAAAAGCUGCUAAAGUAAAGAAACAACAAGGGCAUAGUGCUAAUGAACAAAAAAAGGCAGCGCAGAAAGCGCUAGUUCAUGUAUGUUCGGUUUGUAAGGCCCAAAUGCCAGAUCCAAAAACCUAUAAGCAACAUUUUGAAAACAAACAUCCUAAGAAUGAUCUACCUGACGAUUUGAAAAAUAUAUGAGGGUACGAAUGCUUGCAAGGAAUCGCACAUAAGCAUGAAGAAAGAGAGAAAUAAUAACUACAAUUGAGUGAUAUAGUUUAAGAUUCAUCCAAUAUUAAAAUAGUUUCAAAACAAAGAAAUAAACAACACCCUGCUAGUGUUUUUAAGGAACUGUUUCACAGUUACAGAGAUGAAUUAUCAUGCACACUCUAAUCAUUUGUGUAUAAUUCAUGAUGUGCUUGUGGUAAAAUUUGAUUUGUAAAGAAAUACCUUAAUUAUUCAUAUAAAUCAAACCUUUAACUACUUUUAAACAUAGCACGAAUACAUCAGAAUCUGUACAUUACUAAAUAAAUAAUUUAAUGAUUUUAGUAAAAUAAUAAUUU